AUGAAUCGCCGGGCACCAGCUUUGAAUCAACGACGGGCCUCUCAUAGCCGACAAGCCGCAUGCCUCAACUGCCGGAAAAGCAAAGUACGCUGUGACCGCAGCCAGGGAGAGGCUUCUUGCGAUAAAUGUAGACAUGUCGGCUUAGAAUGCGUCGUUCCCAGCCAUCAUGUUGGAAGGCAGAAGGGAGUAAAGAACAAGCGCAAAGGCCUGGAAAAAGCACUGCAUCAAAUAGAGCAGGCGAUCAAGCGGCCUAAGGCCGAUCAUCAAUCCACUGAAGCUGCGCAGAAAGUGAUUGCGGACCUUCAAGGUCUGCUCAGCAAGACGCAGAACCAACGGCCGCAGAACGAGAGUGAGGAAUUUUCCGAGGAUCCCGAUCAACCUGAAUCCUCGCACUUCCCAUAUUCAAAUUCCGGGGAAAGCCUCGCUCUAGAUGACGCAGAGAAUCCUUUGCAAUUGCUUGCGCGGGCUUCUGACCUCCAGCUGUCUCCAAAUGAUGUUCGUGAUACAGCAACGUGGCCUUCGUUGGCGACACCGCAUCCAACGGCAGGGUCAAAAGUGAGCUUGGAAAGCAAUGCUCCCGCAGCAAAGACCUUCUUUGUGCCUGUGAGAGUGAAUCGAGACAUUGGCCCGGACUUGGACCCUGUUGAGGUCGGGCUUGUUACACUGCCCGAAGCUGAGUCUCUUUUCUCUUUCUUCUACCAAAAUCUUGCACAUACUAGAUGGGGGCUCGAUCCUCUUAUUCAUACUGUGGAGUUUGUUCGCGCUCAGUCGGCUUUCCUGUUCACUUCAAUUAUGGCCGCCACUGCCCUAUUUCUGCCAUCUACUGCUGCAUUGUCCAAAAGACUAUCGAGACACAGCAAAUGUUUAGCGCACAAGGUGAUAAAAGAACGCCUCAGAUCGGUUGAAAUUGUUCUGGCUUUCAUGGUCAAUGUUCCAUGGAUGGCACCCGGGGGUUGCUUGGGGGACGAUGAUACUUGUUCCUACAUCGCCAUGGCCUUGACAGUUGCAUUGGACCUGUCUCUGAACAAGAUCGUUUUACCGUCAACAAGUUUUGACAGUACCCUUACACGAAGGCUUGCCAAAGCUGAUUGUAUUGAUGGAAGAAGAGCUUUGCAGAUCGAUGGAUUUGACGACAUUGAUCCGGCUUCUGACUGGGGUCACAGAUUGCUACGGCGACGAGAACGGACAUGGAUCGCACUGUUCGUACUUGAACGGGGAGUAUGCCUAGCCCGCGGGAGAAGUUAUACAGUGCCUCCGACUACGCUGAUUGAGAACUGUGACCGGUGGCAUGUCUCAGAUCUGGCGGAUUCUCGCGAUGGCGCUAUGAAUUCAAUGGCUAUACUUCGAAGAGACCUCGAUGGACUGUUUAAAAGGGUUAAAUCCAAUUGCGAUAGCUAUCAGGGAAGUAGUACGGGGUCCGGAGCGGCGCAAUCGAUCAAGACAAUGAUAGAGAGUUUCUAUAGUGAAUGGUAUGAAGUUUGGGGUCCAGGAAUCGGAGAAGGCCAGUCACUCAUCCUUCCACCGUACGUGGAGAUCCUCGUCACACAUACCCAGCUUUCAACAUACGGCGGCGUGAUAAACCAUCCUACAGCUCCCCUUGAAGUGAAACGAUUCUUUCGUGCGGCUGGCCUUUCCUCCGCACUGAAUGUUAUGCGUGCAGCUAUUCAAGGGGAAGCGAGGCUAAAAUCAAUGCCAAACAAUACCGUCAUCAUGAUUUCGUUUGCUGCAUGCUCUGCAUUGAGCCUCAGCGUGAUGCCGACAGAUAGCAAUUCCAGCUUAGCCCCAAGUGUCCGGAAUCUGAUUGAAGAAGUAGCUGGGGUCCUUGAACGGAUUGGAACCACACCAAGUCACAGGAAUGGAGCGUCUGUACUGUAUGGGCGGCUCCUGCGCCAGCUUGUUCGACGCAUACCGGCCAGUUUAGAUUUGCAAGUGCAGGGUGACUCUCGAGGUGUCCCUCAUCCAGAAACGCUCCCUUCGACGACCUUGAAUGAAUUUGGAGCCAUUCCGAUAACGACUCAAGAAGGGUUUGCGCCGUCUCUGUUUUGGUCAGAACCAAUGCAGUUCUCCGCCAUGUCUGACGACCAGAUUAUUGACGCUGUUAAUCGAGCGGGCACUGCCUUCGGAGCUAGUGUUCCUGACGUUCCGCUGGACGAUAUGAUGAGCUGGGACUGGCUCGACAUAGGCAAUCCAGAAUUCAAUUUGUGA
This is a messenger RNA of Aspergillus puulaauensis, 2205 nucleotides long. RefSeq lists its product as uncharacterized. The transcript is spliced from 7 exons. Gene Ontology annotation, molecular function: transcription cis-regulatory region binding; DNA-binding transcription factor activity, RNA polymerase II-specific; zinc ion binding. Gene Ontology annotation, biological process: regulation of DNA-templated transcription. Gene Ontology annotation, cellular component: nucleus. NCBI's taxonomy places the organism in Eukaryota, Fungi, Ascomycota, Eurotiomycetes, Eurotiales, Aspergillaceae. The coding region runs from base 1 to 2205 and encodes 734 amino acids. The record is from RefSeq and is a predicted model, not a curated record.